AUGGUCGCUGCUGAUCUCGGUAUCGUUGGCACAGAUACAACAGGGUAUUGUUGGCCAUCAACCAUGGCAAGAGGUCCAAUCGACACAUCCACGACUGGCCCAGAGCCGCUGCUGCACGCCACGCCGACGACGUCAAGGUCCGAACCACCAUUGUGUACGACAGCACCGGAUGCCGCACCAAUUGGCAGUGUACAGUACUUUGACAGAGUGCGAGAGGUCCAAGAGGUCAGGACGAUGCUGCAAGCCCUCGGCCGGAGAACAGUCGAAGAAGAGUUCUACAGGCAAUCCUGCUUGUGGAUGGAUAUGGCGACGGUCACAGACCGACCGGACUAUGCGCCGUUUGGGUUCAGGGAGCUCGAUCGGGAGCCCAUAGUGGUGCAGCCUUGCAGAGUCCCUCGAGAUUAUCGCCCAUGCUUGCUCCCCCCGUUGCCCCCGCUGCCCCCGCUGCCCCCAGCACUGCCGAGGCCCGAUUACGGAGUGCCGCUGUUUAGUCCCUUUACUGGGUUGCGCUUCGAGGACUUUUUCCGCCGGUAUCCCCACCCCGAGGACGACGAGUGCGUGGCUUUCAACCAAACGGAGUGGCUGCUGCAGAGGAGGGACAAGUGCAAAGACGACAAGCAGGUCGUUCUCAAGGGCUACCGGACCAUACCCUUUGACGAAAAGCUGCAUUGCUCCCCCUUGGCAAGCAAACACGACGCCCACUACUGCGAUUUGAAGCUAAGGGUGUCUUAUCGAGGCAGUCCCCCAACGAAACGAAACGAAUAUGGCGAAGAAUCAAUCACGAUCAAGUUCACGUUAACCACAGCUCAGGUCAAAGAGUAUGGCAAGAAACUCGAGGGCAAGGGAUACAAAAGCACCUGGCGCCGAAUUCCCUACACUCUCGUCAUAACGCAGAGAAGCACGUAUUUUGACGCCACCUUGAACUGUUGCGGUGAGAAAAUCAAGUCCUUUAAGCUGCAAUACUUGGAGAGUUGGGCCUUUGCCCUACUUUCCCAAGGGAGGAGGUAUUGUUAG
Messenger RNA from Pyricularia oryzae 70-15, 1014 nucleotides. RefSeq lists its product as uncharacterized. The record is from RefSeq and is a predicted model, not a curated record. The coding region runs from base 1 to 1014 and encodes 337 amino acids. NCBI's taxonomy places the organism in Eukaryota, Fungi, Ascomycota, Sordariomycetes, Magnaporthales, Pyriculariaceae. The transcript has 5 exons.